Molecule: messenger RNA, 5860 nt
Organism: Salvelinus fontinalis (brook trout)
Lineage: Eukaryota; Metazoa; Chordata; Actinopteri; Salmoniformes; Salmonidae
Product: AT-rich interactive domain-containing protein 3A-like
Exons: 8
Coding region: 1-1182 (393 amino acids)
Biological process (GO): regulation of transcription by RNA polymerase II
Cellular component (GO): nucleus
Molecular function (GO): DNA binding
Source: RefSeq, a predicted model, not a curated record
AUGUGGUCAGGUUGUGGUCAGGUUGUGUCAGGACAAGGCAGUGCACCAGAGAGGAAGCUGGGAAAUUCAAGUGUCGGUAUCGGUGGCGGCUCCUCGUCUCUGAUUCAGGAGUUGUACGAGUUGGAUACCGACGACAAGAGGAAAGAGUUCCUUGAUGACCUCUUCAGUUUUAUGCAGAAGAGAGGGACUCCAGUGAAUCGUAUUCCAAUCAUGGCCAAGCAGGUGUUGGAUCUGUACACGCUCUACAAGCUGGUCACAGAAAAAGGCGGCUUAGUGGAGGUCAUCAAUAAGAAAAUAUGGCGUGAGAUCACCAAAGGCCUCAACCUCCCUACCUCCAUCACCAGCGCAGCGUUCACCCUGCGAACACAGUAUAUGAAGUACCUCUACCCGUACGAAUGUGAAAAGAGGGGUCUGAGCUCCCCCGGAGAGCUCCAGGCAGCCAUCGACAGUAACCGCCGCGAGGGGCGUCGUCAGAGCUACGGGUCGGCCAUCUUUAACUAUUCUCCAAUGGGGACAACCUCCAUCGUCUCCUCCCCCAAGAUGAGCAUGCCUCACCUGGCCAUGUCCACCCUCAACGGAGCACAUGUGACCCAGGGACACAACAUCAAGAAAGAGGAUAGUCUGAUGGCGGGUUGUCUGUCGGGUCGUGUGGGGGGGAUGCCCAUGUCUCUGGGAGGUCACCCCCAAGCCGUGGCAGCUCAGGCGGCCGCAGCGGUACAGGCUGCAGCGUUGGAGCAGCUGAGGGAGAAGCUGGAGAGCGGGGAGCCGCCGGAGAAGAUGGUGAUGGCCGAGGAGCAACAGAGACUCAUGCAGCACGCGGUGCAGCAGAACCUCCUCGCCAUGGCAACACAGCUUCCCAUGAACAUCAAGAUCAACAACCGAGCUGAGCGGAUGAGAGAUGAUAGACAAGAGACUCCAUUGAACCUGUCUACCAGCGGCAUUAGCAGCAUCAACAUGUCAAUAGAAAUAGAUGGAGUUGUCUACACAGGUGUUCUGUUUGCCAGGAAGCCCUCUCUCCCUACGAUGCUGGGUGGUCACCGGGUCCAGAACCAGAAUGACACCUUCUCUCAGGGAAAGAGCAGUCCGGGGAUGAACUCCUCCUCCAUACAGAUCCAACCGUCCUGCUCCUCCUCCUCCUCCUCUACAUCCUCGGUCCACGGACAUGGAAACUCCUCCCCUUGAGCUGAGUCCCACCCCCAGCUCCACCCCCUAAACCCCCACGCCCAUCAUUCCCCAAAGACAACAAGCGGUCUAAAAUACCAGGAGAAAAUACUUCAAUUGUUUUUGAAGGUGGCUUUUCCCUUCCUCCUCCUCUUCCUCUUCCUCCUCCCUUUUCUCAAACUCCCUUAUUCCAGUUGAAAGAAUUAAAAAAUUUAAAAAAUGAUUUACUGAGAAAAUACUUCUGUAGAAAAUGAAAAUUCUCUCGCUCUAUUCUUUUUCCUUCCUCUGAACUCUGACCUCUGAAUGGUAUGUAAAGAGGACCUCUGAACCACGUGUGUAUGCAGAUGAAGUCUGCUGUCUUUUUUUGUGUUUCCUGAGAACAGCUGCUCAGUUUGGAGCAGUGUAAACAUAUAGGUAAAGAUAUAUGGUGACACAUCAUUAGACGCAAGGAACUGUGGGACAAAGACACUGAGAGAAUGAGACAUGUUGGCUCUCUGCUGUCUGACUGUCUGCCUGUCUGCCUGUCUGCCUGCCUGCCUGUCUGUCUGUCUGUCUGUCUGUCUGUCUGUCUGUCUGUCUGUCUGUCUGUCUGUCUGUCUGCCUGUCUGUCUGCCUGUCUGUCUGUCUGUCUGUCUGUCUGUCUGUCUGUCUGUCUGUCUUCUCUCCUCCAACUGAAGAGAGAAAUGCUUGUUAAUCUGUAGCAGGGUUGGGGUCAAUUCCAUUUUAAUUUGUCAAUUCAGAAAAUAAACCAAAAUUCUAAUUCCACAUUUUCCUAAUUGAAAAGCAUUAAAGAGAAUUAUCAUUCAGUGUACAUCCUGAGUUGGCUGGAAUAGAAAUGGAAUUGACCCCAACCCUGAUCUGUAGUAUGGCUUGUUUGAAGCCUCUGCUAGGCAUGGGAGGCCAUUUUAUUGUCACUCAAAUAUCUUUUGUUUUCUUGUUGUUUUUGAUCACAAACCAGAGAAGAUUGCUACUUUUAGCUAAUAACCAAAGAAAAACAAGAGUAACCAAUGAAAACGAUAACAUACACAGACAGCACAGAUACAGUAGUGGAACCAAUGACCAAACUAAAGAUAUACUCUAUAUCACAAGUAUAUUUCUGACAAAGCACAUCCUAACAAAGCACAUCUCACAGAAUCAGGGAAACGUCAUUUCUUCUUUCUUUUAGAGAGGAAAAUAUCAUGUUAUCUAUUGAAGCUGGUUCCCGCUUUGAUCAAUCGAUGCCGCUAGCCAUCAACACAUUGUUUAAUGCUGUGGGACAAUAGCUAGAGCGUCAAGACAUGCCUUCGUCAGUAAAGGGGUAAACCAAAAUAGCCUAGUAGCCUAGAGCGUUCCCCACUACCGGUCCUGGUCAGAGCUUCUUAACUAACCCUUCUCACAGAAGAGAGAUUGCACGAUGGCUCUGAUUAAAUCUGAUAUUGCAACACAUUCGACAUUGAUUUAAGCUCACACUAGUAUGAAUAAUUGAUUACCAGUGAAGUUUGUGGUGAAGGCGUUACUUUGCAAUCAGACGGGAAACAUACCUGCUGGUAGGACAAUCCCCUGGUGGGGUGGUUCUGGUUAACCAAAGUCCUGGGUUCCCCAUCUGUAGACCACUUCAACAUAUUACUCUGCAGAAGGAGAUAUGUGGGUAGAACAGAUACUAUGUGGGUUAAACAGAUACUAUGUGGGUUAAACAGAUAAUAUGUGGGUAGAACAGAUACUAUAUGGGUUAAACAGAUACUAUGUGGGUUAAACAGAUAAUAUGUGGGUAGAACAGAUACUAUGUGGGUUAAACAGAUACUAUGUGGGUAGAACAGAUACUAUGUGGGUUAAACAGAUAAUAUGUGGGUAGAACAGAUAAUAUGUGGGUAGAACAGAUACUAUGUGGGUUAAACAGAUAAUAUGUGGGUAGAACAUAUACUAUGUGGGUUAAACAGAUAAUAUGUGGGUAGAACAGAUACUAUGUGGGUUAAACAGAUAAUAUGUGGGUAGAACAGAUACUAUGUGGGGAGUACAGCAGAAUGAGGCUAUAGGUGUUGGAGUACUAAUGUAAUCAUCAAUAACUCAGUGGGUUUAUUUUGUGACUAGCAUCCCCUUCUUUCUUUGGAAGUGCACUUGUGUCUGACAUUGGAGAGUUUCUCCAUACUCACUAUUUUGCUCUCUUUGUCCCUCCCUCUCUCUCGCUCUCUGUUUCUCCCUCCCUCUCUCUUUGUCCAUUCCUCCCUUUCUCUCUCUCUCUUUGUCCCUCUCUCUCUCUCUCUCUCUCACUCACUCUUUCUCCCUCCCUCUCUCUUUCUCACUCCCUCUCUUUGUCCCCCUCUCUCUCUAUCCCUCUCUAUCCCUCCCUCUUUGUCCCUCCCUCCCUUUCUCUCUCUCUCGCUUUGUCCCUCUCUCUCUCUCUCUCCCUCUUUCUCCCUCCCUCUCUCUUUGUCCCUCCCUCCCUCCCUCUAUCUCUCUCACCCUCUCUCUUUCUCCCUCCCUACCUCUCUUUGUCCUUUCCUCCCUCUCUCUCUGUCCCUCCCUCCCUCUAUCUCUCUCUCUCUCUGCUUCGCGUCAUAAGAUACUGUAUUUUUUGUUGUGAAUGGGAAAUGGGAAACAGUUUGAAGAUAUAGAUUUUUUUUAAAGUCUGUUAAACAUAUAAUUUCAAAUUGUAUUUAUUUUGUUUUUUUUAAUGUUUAGAUCAGGGUCUGUAACCUUGCAUUCAUCUAUACCACUUUAUAUUUUGAAACACUUUUUAAGAGUAUUUUCUAACACAGACAGACAGAUACCUCUUUACCGCUCUCUCUCUCUCUCUCUCUCUCUCUCUCUCUCUCUCUCUGUAUAUAUAUAUAUAUAUAUAUAUACACAGAGUUGAUUCAAAAUAUACCUCACAUAUUUAAUUUCUAUUGUUUUUAUUGUAAAGCCACUUGAAAAUGUGUUUUUGUUUCAACAGAUCACUGGAUAUUUCAUAUGUUGUAUAGUUAUACCAAAGAAGGGAAUAUUGUAUGAUCACACAUCUAUCUACCUCAUUUGUUAUAGACUGUGCCAACCAUACAUGAACGCGAGCACAAUCUUAAUAGCCAGUUUCUACGUUUAGCCUUUUUUUGUCUCUUCGGUCUAUACACACACACACACACACACACACACACACACACACACACACACACACACACACACACACACACACACACACACACACACACACACACACACACACACACACACACACACACACCCUCUGACACACACACACACACACCCUCUGACACACACACACACACGCACGCACGCACACACACACACACACACAUUUGUUUAAAGACAAAAUGUAUUACGACAGAACAAAACGUACGUGGGACCGUUUAGGUCGCGUAGGAAGCAACCUCUUCACAAUGCUGGUCUGUUUGUUUUUUGUUGUUUUUUUUUUAUGGGAAAUGCCAGGAUUAUUUAAUGUACACAAUAUAGUACAGCUCUUGUCUGUUAUUGUGUUGAUAUAGAGGGUAAAGAAUUUGUAAUAUAUCUUGUAACUUAAUGUCAUAUUAAAAGGUAACAAUGCUCAACUGUAAUGUCACAAAGUAGGAAGCCCUGCGAGGGGCAAGUCAGCCACUGAAAUGAAUAGAGUCAGUUCUGGUUAUUGAAGGUGGUUGUAAUUCUGUUAUUAAUUCCAGUGUUUACUUGAAAAAAAAUGAGUUCUUCAGGAAAUCAGGCCUUGAUGUGGAUGUAGUAAAAGGUGUUCAGAUAUACAGUAUAAGAUAUACAGCUAUGUUCCAAUGUUUAUACUAGAAUACCACUCAGAAUGUCAGAACCAUAGAUCACAUUGCUACAUUCUUCAGCAGUAUGAUAGUGUCGACAUUGGGGUGGGACUUAAAAAGAGCAGAAGUGUCUGUCAUAACUAUGUCACUUCCUGUGGAGGCAUUAUCUAUCCAGUGCUUUGAUGCAGUCUGCCACUUCAAAACCAUCCGGUCGACCUCUUUUCUAUCUAUCUUCAGGGUGGCUGUUAUUGAAUUUUAUUUUUUACAUUUAAUUGAUGUUUAUUUCAUUAUUAUUAUUAUUAUUUUAUAAUCUUCUACACUGGAGGGUGCAUACAAGAACAAUUACAACUUAAAUUCAUGUCGGUCCUUCACUAUUUUAUUUAAAUCCAUGUUGUGUGAUUGCACUUCUUGUACAAAUAUAAAACAUCUCAGCUCUGGAGGCGAUACAAUUCAAACAGUUAGCCAAUCAUUGAGCAGUGAAAUUGCCGACUGUGAAACAAGACCACAGUACAAUCAUGUAAAUCUUGUAACCAAAGACAUUUUUUAAAAACAGCGAGAGAUUAACUUCGUUAAAGGAAAAGACACCCAAUCACAGAGAAGAAAGUUUGAACCCCCCCUAAAAAAUAAAGCACCAGCAUACUGGCUUAACCGUCUCUCUGGAUAAGAGCGUCUGCUAAAUGACUCACAUGUAAAUGGAUAAAUAAGAACGAAAACGAGUCUCACUUAUGUACUUAUUACUUAAAUGACAUGUUGUUUACUUAGUAUUUUAGCUACGCUGGUAGAUUUUAGAUCAUAUAAUGGCUUUAUUCACUGUGUAGGAAACGUUCAAUAUUUCAUUUCUUUGUUUCCUUUUUGUCCAUUUUGGAUGUGUCCAGUGUGUUAUGGGAAUGCUCAGGGGUUGGAAACAUACAUUCGACAGGUGAAAGAGAUGUUUUGUUUUGCCAUUUGCUUGUAGCAUAUUUAGAAAUAAAAUACAGCUUCUAACUUCA